UGAAUCAUUAAUUUGGGGAAUAACCAGAAGGUGUUGCUGUCUCGUGAGCGCUGGAACCGGAACAGUUGGGCACGAUUUUGGAUUUCUUACAUUUGUUGUUCAUGCCACGUAUAUCAAAUAUUUGCAAUUGAAAGUUGCAAAAAAUACCGUAGUUAGGAGUUCUGAUGUUCUAGAUAAAAUUCAAUGUAGUAAGAUCAGUAUUUUUGAAAUUUUGCGUCGGCCAACUGAACCAGUAUAACGAUGUCCUGCCCAACUGGUGUAUUAAUAGAUUUUACCAACAGUGAGCAAUCCAAUGAUAAAAAUACUACACAGAAUGUACCGGUACCAGAAUCUACCAACUCCAGUGAAGUAAAUACCUCAGUGACUUCUGUUGUUUCAUCAAGUGAAUCCGGAAAUAAAAAAGGCAAACUAUGCGGCUAUUUAACGAAAAUAUCAACCACUGGACUAAUGAAAACAAUGAAAUCAAGAUGGUUUAUUUAUGCCCCUGAGACUUGUGAGUUGGCUUACUACAGAUCAUCUGACAGUGAUAUUGCUAAUAAUACUUCACUGGGUAAGAUUCCAUUACGACAAGCUUCAUUUAGCGUCACAGCUCCUGAACUGCAAGACAAUAUAUUUACAAUCACUGCUGAGAAUGUGACACAUAAGUUGCAGGCAAGUGACCGCAAAGCAUUGUUAUGGUGGCUGCAGGAGUUACAAUCUCAUCGACGUGUAUUCAACACAAAUCAUUCUUUCGACACAGAUGAUAAAACAGAAUGGCACGGAACUUUAUUAGGCUCAAGCGUCUUCUGGGUUCCCAACACCACUGAUACUUGUAAAGGGUUACUUACUGUUGGACCUGCUAAAAAAAGACAAACUGAUGAUGGAGGUUUAAACUUGAACAUUCUUCCCCAUAUUGACCAACCACCAGAUACUGUGGCUGGUACGGCUGCGUCUCCGAAACGACAACCAUCAUUAAAUGUCUUGUCCAACAGUAGCCUGGCUAGUUUAAGCGCUCGGAUGCCAAGUUUAAAUGCAGCUAUCUCUAAUGCAAGUGAAGUUGCAAUGAAAGGUUUGAGAAGCAGUGCAAGUCGACUACGAGCUCCAACUUUUUCUGUUCGAGGAUCAGACAAAGUAGAUCUUGGUUUAAAGAACUCAUUAUCUGGUUCAUUGACUGACAUUCGACAAGCCAUAAAUAGUAGUGAGAAUAAAACACCCAACAUUCAAACACAAGUUGAAAGUUUGCAAAAUAAAAAUGAUCGUCUCAAUGAAGAACUGGAGCUGUUGAAAAAUAGUCUUCAAACGAAAGAGGAAACUGUUCAAGUUUUAAAAUUGGCGUUACAAGAAAAAGAAAGUAAUCCAAACCCAAACACAGGUGGCACAAAAUCUACCAGCAAUCUAAGAUCUGAACUGAUCGAGAUCAGAAUGAAAAAUGAAAGUCUUCAACAAAAUUUGAAUGAAUCCAAAGAAAAGGAGACUGAACUGACUGAACAGAUAUGUAUGUUGCAUGAAAUGAUAACAGCAAAGGACCAAGUUUUAGUUCAACUAAGUAAUGAGGUAUAUGAACUUGAAUCUUCUUACAAGUCCCUGUUAAAUGAGAACUCAACAUUAAAAGAAAACAAAAGUGAGGAAUUUGUCAUGGUUGCUCCUGUUGCAGAAGAUGUGGAUUUACUUAAAGACACACUUGAAGGAUAUACAGUUCAGAACAAGUUCUUGAACAUGGAGAUACUAGAGUUGGCAAACCUGAGACAACUCGAUACUCGGAAAAUAAAAAUGUUAAGAGACAGAUGCUCACAACAAGAAGCAGAAUAUUGUCAGCUUCACAGCAAAUACCUCGUUCUACUCUCGGAGAUGAACAAACCGAGAACAGAGAGUUUAGGACUCACAGUUUCUGGCACAAAGAUCGCUGGAUCCUCGGAUGCGGAUCGGAAAGAAAUGAUGAAGAUCUUGAUAAGUGAAGCGCUGGAUGAUGCUGCGGAAAACUCAACCAAGGAGGAUCAAAAAGAAAGUAAAUGGGAUGAAUUUGGAUUCAGUCGAUCUCUUGAAGAUGAAACGGAAACUUCUCUCCUCUCAACUGCAUCCAGGUUACAGAAGAGAUCUUCAGAUAUUCUAUAUUCGCUGAGUCAGCAUAAAGCCUCUAUUGCCAUCAAGUGGCAGAACUACCUGUCAAUCAACAAAGAGCUUCAAGGAAAUCAAGAACUUAAAAUGUUGAUUCGAAUGGGAAUUCCACACGAGUUACGCCCACAAGUGUGGAGCUGGAUGGUGGAACGAAGGAUUUCUCAACUUAGGCACCGCUUGGACUCUGGUGGUUCAUAUUACUCCCAGUUAGUAGAAAGCAAAGAAGCGCAACUACCUUCCAAACAAAUUGAACUUGACCUGCUUCGAACUCUUCCCAACAAUCGUCAUUUUGCAUCUAUGGCGUGCAGUGGAGUGGAACAGCUGAGGAGAGUUCUGCGAGCGUACAGUGUUCAUAACCCAAGUAUUGGGUAUUGCCAAGGUCUUAACCGUGUAGCAGCUGUAGCGUUACUCUACCUGUGUGAGGAAGAUGCAUUCUGGUGUCUGGUGGCCGUGGUGGAACAGAUUAUGCCACCGGAUUAUUACAGCAUGACUCUCACUGCUUCACAGGCUGAUCAGAGAGUUUUCCGUGACUUAUUAGCUGAGAAACUACCACGGUUGCAUCGACAUUUUGAAGCAGCAAAUGUGGACACUUCGCUUAUUACUUUCAACUGGUUCCUCUGCAUAUAUUGUGAUAAUAUACCAGCUGAGACCAUGCUUCAUGUAUGGGAUGUGUUGCUAUAUGAAGGAAGCAAGGUCUUAUUCCGAUUUGGUCUUGCGUUUUUCAAAUCAGUGGAAGAAGAGAUUCUUCAAUUGAACGACUACAUCGCUAUUUUUAACUUCCUUCGUGUUAUGUCUCACCGCAUGCAUGAUGUCAGGUCAUUGACUCAGAUCGCCUUCCAAACUCUUAACCAUUUCCCGAUGCGUAAGAUUCACCGCCUUCGUGCGUUGCACCUCGAAAAAGUGAACGCCGAACUUCGGGAGUUGGAAAAUCUUCGGCGAGGAUUUGUGAGUGUGAGGAAGAAUGUACAGGAUGCUGAUGCUGAUAGUGAUGAGGACUCAUGAUCGUGAUUGUUUCAUGGACAUGACUGUUUCAUGAUCAUAAUUGGUUCGACUCAUGAUCAUGAGUGCUUCAUGAGCCUCAUGUUUAUUGUCUCUUCUUCUGUUGCUCCAUGCACUACAUAGGAUGAGGUUUGGUUAAUAAAAACCAAUGUUUUUUAAAGAAAUGUUACAUCUAUAGUUUUCAAAAUGAAUCUAUUUUUGAAUUAAUUUAACAUGAUGUGCUCCGCCCAGUUAGGCAUUACAUAAAACAACUACUAACUUGUGUUUUAUGCUUGCAUGAUUCCAUCUUUAUUGCAGUAUAUUACCCAACUUGCCAAAUGUUUUUUUAUUUAAAUUCUCAAAAAUUCGUGAAUUAUUAUGUAUUUCAUACAACCAGUGUAUUAUGUUAUAAUGUAUUUAUACCAAAUUCUUUGUUUUUUUGCAUUUUUAGUUUUAAUGGGCUUACCUAGCAUAGUGAUAUAGGGACUUCAAUCAGUCUGUAAAAUUUACACCAUAUAAUAUGUAUACAACCACAAUCACCCCAAACAACAAAAUUUUCAUCCUAUAAAGAAUGUAACAACUAAACAAAUUUGAAUCUAUAGCAAUACCAAGUAUUUGUAUAAAUAAUUGAAUAAUUUGGCUUUUACUGUAGUGCAAUAAUGAAUAACUAACAGUGCAAUAUAUCAACGUGAAACUAUGAUUUAUAAUCUUAUCAUAUACAUAACUUCCAUGCAUGCUACUUUCUCCAUAACAGAUUGUGUUGAAUAUAUUUGUAUACCAAUUUACCAUCAUUUGAUUAAAGUUUUGUUCCAAAA
This is a messenger RNA of Ciona intestinalis (vase tunicate), 3887 nucleotides long. The record is from RefSeq and is a predicted model, not a curated record. NCBI's taxonomy places the organism in Eukaryota, Metazoa, Chordata, Ascidiacea, Phlebobranchia, Cionidae.